This is a messenger RNA of Owenia fusiformis, 1303 nucleotides long. NCBI's taxonomy places the organism in Eukaryota, Metazoa, Annelida, Polychaeta, Sabellida, Oweniidae. The record is from the annotation of a GenBank genome assembly.
AUGUUUGUAAAAGCAGCAUCAGCAGCAGCAACAGCCUUGGAGGUCUCAGCUGCACCAAAAACCUGUAAAUCGAACAAUGAAUGCAAAGACAAAUACUGGUGCAACAAAAGAAGAUGUACUCCUAUGGUUAAUAUUGGAGGAAAGUGUAAAAAGAAUGCUCAAUGCAUGGACAAGUUAAAAUGCGUAGACAAGAAAUGCCAAAUUCUGAGAAGUAGGCCAUUAAGGAGAUGCAUAUUUAGUAAUGAAUGCAAGCACAGAUACUGGUGUGACAAUGGAAUGUGUGUUCCUAUGGUUAAACCUGGAGAAAACUGUACAAGGAAUGUUCAAUGCUUGGAGCAGUCAAAGUGUGUAAAUGGCAUUUGUGAGGAAACUUGUAGGACUGACAAUGAUUGCUUACAAUAUGAGAAUGGCAGAUAUAAAUACUGCACUACGGGAGGACUUGGUGGUAUACUAAAAGGAAAGUGUGGAAUGAAACAUGAAUUUGGGUACCGCUGUGGAAGAAGUCCAGAAUGUCUUGGUAAAAUGUUCUGCAGAAAUGGGAAAUGUAAAAAGGCCGAGGAAGUGGUCCAAUGCAGUCUGAACUGUUAUGGACCAAACCCUAAGAAACCUGAUACUAUCAGACCAAAUUCAACUGUGAAGGUCAUCUACAAUUGUAUCUUCUUGCGAAGAGGAGAGUAUGGGCAUAUGAAUGUUAGAGCUAAGAUAUGGAUAAACAAAAAACAAAAACCGAUUGGCAAAGUGAAUGGUUUGUCUCCCCAAAUCUUCAACGGAUCAUACACAAAGAAAGCAAGGAAGGGGGAAUUUUCAGCAAGGCUAGUGGCAAUAAUGAGCACUUGUGUCAGCUUAAAGGCAGACUGUGGGUCUAACAGACAAUGUAUCUUAUCUGCGGGACAAUAGAACAGUACACUUGCCUUCCCUAGACUCAUCUUUUGCUAUACAGCAACAUUAUACAAUGGACAUACAUGUAUUAAACUAUCCUCAGGUGUACUUACCUUUUGUAAAAUAGGUAUUUUUUAAUCAUCAUUGUACCUAUAAUGGAUUCCAUGACAUAAUAAUAAGAUACCAAGACUUAAAAGUUUGUCACUUUACAAAAGGUUGGGAAUUCAUCUCUGGGCUUUACCUACUUUGUUCAACAAAACAAAUUAAUAAAGUUUUGAGAAAUUGAAAAAAUUGUUGUUUUAUGAGUACAAGUGCAAAUAUUGUAGGAGUCCUAUUAUAUGCCAUGAUAACCAUCAUAGUCUGAUUGUUCAGAUGAAAAAAAGCAAUGGUUGUAAUACUUGGACAUUAUGCCAAUGUCUAGACU